Messenger RNA from Prunus armeniaca (apricot), 1308 nucleotides. The record is from the annotation of a GenBank genome assembly. NCBI's taxonomy places the organism in Eukaryota, Viridiplantae, Streptophyta, Magnoliopsida, Rosales, Rosaceae.
AUGAUGAGCUCAAGGAUUAUAUCUUCUGUUUUGGUGGAUCGAAUCCAGGAAGAACCAUUUAUUAAGCCUGUUGAUAUUGUCAAGGAUUUUAAGCAGAACUAUGGUCUUGAUAUCUCUUACCAUACUGCAUGGUAUGCAAAAAAUUUGGCCAAGAGAAAGGUUCAUGGUGAUGAAUCCUCGUCUUAUAGUCGAUUAGUUUGGUAUAGUGAUGCUUUAAUGUCAUCCAAUCGGGGGUCACAUUGUGUCUUGGAGUGUGAUCCCAAGACUUCUCGUUUUUGGAGAUUGUUUAUUUGUUAUGGUGCCUGCAUUGAGGGCUUUCAGUGGUGCAGACCUUUGUUGUUCAUAGAUGUGACUGGUCUAGAAAGUAAGCAUAAGGGGCAACUAAUUGGUGCCACGGGAAAGAAUGGAAACCAAGUUUUGACUCCUCAAGGUAGGACGAUUACAUUUAUAUCUGAUCAUAACAAAGGUCUCACCGAAGCUGUUUCAAACAUGUUUCCAACAUCCCAUCAUGCAUUUUGUCUGCAGCAUUUGAAACAGAACCUUUUAUCUAAAUAUCCUUCUACGUAUGGCAAAUUUUUCCGGGAUCACAUUGUUGAUCUUUUUUUGAAAUGCGCUUAUGCUCCCACUAAAGCUGCUUUUGAGGUUAAUAUGAGAAAUUUAAAACAUGAGGGUGGUGCUCCUGUUAUGACUUUUUUAGAAGAUCUUCCUAAGGAGAGUUGGUCAUAUGCCUAUUUUAAGGGUAAUCGAUAUGGUGAAAUGUGCAACAAUGCUUCUGAAUCAUUUAAUUCUUGGAUUUUUGAGCUACGUGCUUUGCCAAUCUGUCAAAUGGUUGAUGGCAUUAGGAGUAAACUCUUGAAAAUGAUGGCUGAAUGGAGUCGUAAAGCAGAGCAGUGGUGUUCUGUUCUAUGUCCCGUGAUGGAGAGAACAUUGAACGAAAGGUUGAUGGUUGGUAGGAAUUGGAAUGUUAGUCGUUGUAGUGCUUCUGUCUAUGAUGUGCAUGCUGAAAUCUGUGUUAAGGUUGAUUUGGCUAAUCGUUUGUGCUCCUGUCAUGAGUGGCAAAUAAAAGGCUUUCCUUGUGUUCAUGCACUUGUUGCUAUUCAAAAAGAUUCUGGUUGCAUUCAUGAGUAUACUGAUGACCACUUCAAGUCAAGCUACUUUAGAUGUUCAUAUGCGUUUAGUAUUUCUCCCAUACCUAACAUUAAGAAUGUUAUGCAUGAGGGUUCAGAAGAUGUUAUCAUGCCUCCUCUUACUAAGAAGAGACGCGGUAGACCAAGGACUAAAAUGCCAAAAUCUGUUGGUGAAGUUUAA